Molecule: messenger RNA, 4213 nt
Organism: Trichechus manatus latirostris (Florida manatee)
Lineage: Eukaryota; Metazoa; Chordata; Mammalia; Sirenia; Trichechidae
Gene: INTS7
Product: integrator complex subunit 7
Exons: 20
Coding region: 82-2970 (962 amino acids)
Biological process (GO): snRNA 3'-end processing
Cellular component (GO): integrator complex
Source: RefSeq, a predicted model, not a curated record
GAAAGCGGAGGAAGAAGAUGGCGAGGCUGUGCUGGAGUUUUCAGUCUGUUUGAAUAGGCUAGUCAAGUAACUAUUCGGGUCAUGGCGUCAAACUCAACUAAGUCUUUCCUGGCAGAUGCCGGCUAUGGCGAACAGGAGCUGGAUGCUAACUCUGCCCUCAUGGAACUGGACAAAGGUCUAAGAUCUGGCAAACUUGGUGAACAGUGUGAAGCCGUUGUUCGCUUUCCCAGACUCUUUCAGAAGUAUCCCUUCCCUAUUCUCAUCAAUUCUGCGUUCCUAAAGUUAGCUGAUGUUUUCAGAGUUGGAAACAAUUUCCUGAGGCUGUGUGUUCUUAAAGUUACUCAACAAAGUGAGAAGCAUUUGGAGAAGAUUCUAAAUGUGGAUGAAUUUGUGAAGAGAAUCUUCUCUGUAAUUCAUAGUAAUGAUCCUGUGGCAAGAGCCAUCACACUCCGGAUGUUGGGAAGUCUGGCGUCAAUAAUUCCUGAGAGGAAGAAUGCUCAUCACAGUAUUCGUCAGAGUCUGGAUUCACAUGAUAAUGUAGAAGUUGAAGCUGCUGUUUUUGCAGCUGCAAACUUCUCUGCACAGUCCAAGGAUUUUGCUGUUGGAAUCUGUAACAAAAUCAGUGAAAUGAUUCAAGGUUUAGCCACACCGGUUGACCUGAAGCUGAAGUUGAUCCCCAUCCUGCAGCACAUGCACCACGACGCAAUCCUGGCUUCCAGCGCUCGACAGCUUUUACAGCAGCUGGUCACGUCCUAUCCUUCUACCAGAAUGGUCAUUGUUUCUCUGCACACUUUCACUCUGCUUGCAGCUUCAUCUUUGGUUGAUACACCUAAGCAGAUUCAGCUUCUAUUGCAGUACUUGAAGAAUGACCCCAGGAAAGCAGUAAAGAGACUUGCUAUUCAAGAUCUGAAGUUACUUGCCAAUAAAACACCACAUACUUGGAGUAGGGAAGAUAUUCAGGCACUCUGCGAAUGUGCCCUUCAGACUCCUUACGACAGCUUAAAACUCGGGAUGCUGUCUGUGCUUGCCACGCUGUCGGGGACCAUCGCCAUCAAACACUCCUCUAGCCUAGCUCCAGGAGAUGCAGGUUCUUCCCCCAGAGCCUCAGAUUUAGUCAAAUUAGCCUAUGAGUGUUGUUACCACAACAGCAGGGGCAUCGCAGCUCAUGGAGUGAGAGUGUUAACGAACAUCGCUGUGUCGUGUCAGGAGAAAGACCUUUUGGCGCUGGAACAGGGUGCUGUCUUUGGCCUGGAAUCCCUUCUGGUCCUUUGUAGUCAAGAUGACAGUCCAGGUGCUCAAGCCACUUUAAAGAUUGCUCUUAAUUGUAUGGUGAAGCUGGCCAAGGGCAGGCCCCACCUCAGCCAGUCGGUGGUCGAGGCCUUGUUGACGCAGUUGCACAGUGCCCAGGACGCCGCCCGCAUCCUCCUGUGCCACUGCCUGGCAGCCAUCGCUAUGCAGCUGCCCGUGCUGGGAGAUGGGAUGCUCGGGGACCUCGUGGAGCUCUACAAGGUGAUCGGACGGUCCGCCACAGACAAGCAGCAAGAACUUCUGGUGAGUUUGGCCACUGUGAUUUUUGUAGCCAGUCAGAAAGCAUUAUCUGCUGAAGUUAAGGCAGUAAUUAAACAGCAGCUUGAGAGUGUCUCUAAUGGAUGGACCGUAUACCGGAUCGCCAGACAGGCAUCCAGAAUGGGUAACCAUGACAUGGCCAGAGAGCUUUAUCAGAGCUUGCUGACUCAGGUUGCCUCGGAACACUUUUACUUCUGGCUGAAUAGUUUGAAGGAGUUCUCACAUGCAGAGCAGUGUCUCACAGGGCUGCAGGAGGAGGAUUACAGUUCAGCACUUUCUUGCAUUGCUGAGGCUUUAAAAUUCUACCACAAAGGGAUUGCUUCCUUAACAGCUGCCAGUACACCACUGAAUCCUUUAAGUUUUCAGUGUGAAUUUGUAAAACUCAGAAUUGACCUUCUGCAGGCCUUCUCUCAACUGAUCUGUACUUGCAACAGCCUGAAGACAAGCCCCCCCCCUGCAAUCGCCACAACAAUUGCUAUGACCUUAGGAAAUGACCUUCAGAGAUGUGGGCGCAUCUCCAAUCAGAUGAAACAGUCCAUGGAAGAAUUCCGAAGCCUCGCAUCCCGAUAUGGGGAUCUUUAUCAGGCAUCUUUUGAUGCUGACUCAGCAACUUUGAGAAAUGUGGAACUACAGCAGCAGAGCUGUUUACUGAUAUCUCAUGCAAUAGAAGCCCUGAUUUUGGAUCCAGAAUCAGCAAGUGUCCAGGAAUAUGGAUCUGCUGGAGCCGCCCGUGCAGACAGUGAAUAUGAGAGAAGAAUGAUGUCUGUAUAUAGUCGUGUGUUGGAGGAAGUGGAAUCACUCAAUCGAAAAUACACCCCUGUUUCUUAUAUGCAUACAGCAUGCCUCUGCAAUGCCAUCAUUGCCUUGCUGAAAGUUCCCCUUUCAUUUCAAAGAUACUUCUUCCAGAAAUUGCAGUCUACCAGCAUUAAGCUUGCUCUGUCACCGUCGCCCCGGAACCCUGCAGAGCCCGUCGCCGUCCAGAACAACCAGCAGCUGGCCCUGAAGGUAGAAGGAGUAGUUCAGCAUGGGUCUAAACCAGGACUGUUUCGCAAAAUCCAGUCUGUCUGCCUGAACGUUUCUUCCACACUACAGAGUAAAUCUGGGCAAGACUACAAGAUACCCAUUGACAGCAUGACCAAUGAGAUGGAGCAGAGAGUUGAGCCUCAUAAUGAUUACUUCAGUACUCAGUUUCUGUUGAACUUUGCCAUCCUCGGGACACACAGUAUUGCAGUGGAAUCUUCAGUGAAAGAUGCCAAUGGAAUUGUGUGGAAGACUGGUCCCAGAACUACCAUAUUUGUAAAAUCCCUGGAAGAUCCUUACUCCCAGCAGAUUCGCCUACAGCAGCAGCAAGCCCAGCAACCCUUGCAACAGCAGCAGCAACGAAAUGCCUACACACGGUUUUAAGUACGUGAUGAGUGUACAACAGACUUGAAAGGACUGACCAAACUGGCAGAAAUACUUGCUUCUUCAUGUGGAUUAAGAUAUGAAAGUUAUAAUGUGGAGCCCACUUAUUCAUUGAUUUUUAUAAUGUCAUAUCCUCGGAAAAAAUUUUUUUAACUUAAAAAUUCAGUUUGAGAAAUAAUUGGGUUAUUAGCCAGAAAGAUUUUUUUCCUUGUUCUUUUUUAAACCAAGUCCUUUUUCUCAUAUUGAACAUUUUUGUUGCUUUAUUGUUUUUUCUGUUUCUGAGCUUUUUCUCUUUCUUUCAAGAAUAUAGUCCCAUAUUUGGAUCAUUGAAUUUGUAAAUUUGACUGCUUCUUCACCAGAAUACAUCCUUUACUGCCUGACACAAACCUGAAAUUCCCAGCUCGGCAUUAGGAAGUUCUGACCAGUGGGCAAAAGGCUUAUCCAUGGUAGCGGAAACUGAGUCCUUCUGUGGACAGAUGUGAAGGAGGCCCUGGAACAUCCAGCCCUCUGCAUUGUGAGAGCCUGCAGGCUCGCAGAAUUGAGACCUGCUCCUGAGUAGUUCAGGGACUUACCUGUCUCUUCCUGUAUGAAAGCAGUCUUAUUUAUAGUUUUACUAUUGAAUUGACCCAAAGGGCAGCAAGCAAUUACAUAGAAAGAUUGGAGAUUAAUGAUCUGUUGUUUUUUCUAAUAUGUGUGUGACUGUAUAAUCUAGACUUUUUACACUGUUUAUAAAAGUGAAAAAAAUCAUUCACAGUUACUAUCUUAAUAUUUUAAAAGGUUGGGGCAGAUCUUUUCCUUUGAUCUGGUUUGGUUUCUGCUCAGUGAGCCGUGUAACACGACAUGAUUGGUGAGAACAGUCUCUGUAACAACCUUGGUCAGUGGGGUGCUCAGGGACAGGAGUUUUCUGGUUAACCAGGAAACCCCUUUUUUCUUUCUAUUUUACUAGUGGUUGGAAACCAUUUUAAAAUAUAAUUAUGUACUUUCUUGCCUUAACACAAUGUAUGAGAUACAAUUUAGCCUUUCUCUGUUGAUUUGGGAUCACGUCAUACUUUGGAGUCAUGGUUUCCAAGCAUCAGGGAUCAUAGGACUGCAGACUUCGAUGAUAAUAGGCAGCUGGACACAGCAUCUUCCAGAUGCAGCUCCCAAGAUGAAGCAGCGCUCAUCCCUGGAAAUUUCCUUCUUAAAUAAACCUCAAUUUCUUUGCUCAUUUUUCAUUUUUCUCUUCAAAGUUGACAUUGAUUCA